AUGGCUCUCACAGACGACCACGACGAGUAUGCCAAGCUCGUCCGGGGGAUGAACCCGCCGAGGGUUGUGAUCGACAACGAAGCCUCCGACGACGCAACCGUCAUCCGGGUGGACAGCGUCAACAGCCACGGCACCCUCCUCGCCGUCGUCCAGGUCAUCGCCGACCUCAACCUCGUCAUCCGCAAGGCCUACUUCUCCUCCGACGGCAGCUGGUUCAUGGACGUGUUCAAUGUCACCGACCGUGACGGGAACAAGGUUCUUGACACGCCAACCAUCUCCUACAUCCAGACGACGCUGGAAGCCGAGGAUUGCUACUACCCGGAGGCUCGCAACACGGUGGGCAUCGUGCCGUCGGAGGAGUACACGUCGAUCGAGCUCACGGGGACCGACCGCCCGGGCCUGCUCUCCGAGGUGUGCGCGGUGCUCGCCGGCAUGCAGUGCGCGGUCCGGAGCGCCGAGCUCUGGACGCACAACACGCGCGUCGCGGCCGUCGUGCAGGUCACGGACGCGGCCAAAGCCGCGGGCGGCGCCAUCGAGGACGAGGCCCGCAUCACCGACAUCAGCCGGCGCCUCGACAACCUGCUGCGCGGGCAGAACGGCGUGCGAGCGGCGGCCGCGGCGAGCCUGACGCACAAGGAGCGCCGCCUGCACCAGAUGAUGUUCGAGGACCGGGACUACGGCGCCGCCGGACGGCCGGACCCGCGGACGGAGGUCUCCGUGACGCACUGCGCCGAGCGCGGGUACACCGUGGUGGUGGUCCGGUGCAGGGACCGGCCCAAGCUGCUGUUCGACACCGUCUGCACCAUCACGGACAUGCAGUACGUGGUCCACCACGGCACCGUAAGCUCCGAGCCGGGCGGCGGCGCCUACCAGGAGUACUACAUCAGGCACGUGGACGGCCACCCGGUGAGCUCCGAGGCCGAGCGCCGGCGCGUCGUCCAGUGCCUCGAGGCGGCCGUGGAGCGCCGCACCGCCGACGGGCUGGAGCUGGAGGUCCGCACCGACGACCGCGCCGGCCUGCUCUCCGACGUCACCCGAAUCUUCCGGGAGAACGGGCUGACGAUACGGCGCGCCGAGAUAUCGUCCGAGGACGGGGAGGCCGUGGACACCUUCUACCUGUCGGACCCGCAGGGUCACCCAGUGGAAGCCAAGACGAUCGAGGCCAUCCGCGCGCAGAUCGGCGAGGCCGCGCUGCGGGUAAAGAACAACCCGCUGGCCGACGACGGCGGUUCCAGCUCCGGGGUCGCCGCCGGUUCGACGGCGUUCCUCUUCGGGAACCUCUUCAAGUUCUACCGUCCGUUCCAGAACUUCGGCCUCAUCAAGCUCUACUAG
Messenger RNA from Triticum turgidum subsp. durum (durum wheat), 1332 nucleotides. The record is from the annotation of a GenBank genome assembly. Lineage: Eukaryota; Viridiplantae; Streptophyta; Magnoliopsida; Poales; Poaceae.